Cylicostephanus goldi is the source of this 225-nucleotide messenger RNA. The record is from the annotation of a GenBank genome assembly. NCBI's taxonomy places the organism in Eukaryota, Metazoa, Nematoda, Chromadorea, Rhabditida, Strongylidae.
AUGCAGUCCGAGCCGACGUCAUGCGCAGCAUUGAGCACCGAGAAGUCUGUGAGUUUUACAGAGAAGCAGACCGAAGACGACUCAUUUGAGGGUAAUCAGCACAGGCACAAAACUCGCAGAAGCACUGCCACAAGGCUCGCUGCUCAGUUGCGAAGCCUCUUCCCCAUCAUCAAGAUGCAACGCCUACACGCGAUCAAUGCCUUAAGCACUAUGGGAGAUGUAUAA